Molecule: messenger RNA, 1365 nt
Organism: Nicotiana tabacum (common tobacco)
Lineage: Eukaryota; Viridiplantae; Streptophyta; Magnoliopsida; Solanales; Solanaceae
Source: RefSeq, a predicted model, not a curated record
GAACUCCGAAAUCACUCGCCGGAGAGUCAUAAAAAGACCGAGGAUUUGUUGAUCACCGGACCAUCGCCGGCCAUGGCUAUGCAAGCUGGAGUAGGCUUAACUAAGAUCGUAUUUAUCGUCGGAGCUGGGUAUACAGGUACUUUGCUUUUCAAAAACGGUAAAUUAUCUGAUGUGAUAGGCGAGCUUCAGAAUUUGGUAAGAAGUUAUGAAAAAUCAGGGGAGUCAGAUGGUGGAGAAUCGGAUGUCAUUGCUGCACAGGUUCGUAGGUUGGCAAUGGAGGUUCGGCAGUUGGCUUCGGCACGACCAAUUACUGUUCUAAAUGGAAGUUCUAGCGGUAAUUGGACAUCUCUGAUAGUGCCAGCUGCUGCAGUGGGUGCCUUAGGUUAUGGAUACAUGUGGUGGAAGGGUCUGUCAUUCUCGGACCUUAUGUAUGUAACGAAAAAGAACAUGGCAACUGCUGUGUCAAAUCUGACAAAACAUCUGGAGCAUGUCUCAGAUGCUCUUGCUGCCACAAAGAAGCAUUUGACACAGCGAAUUGAGAACGUGGAUGGGAAAUUGGAUGAGCAAAUGGAGAUGUCAAAACUAUUAAGGAAUGAGGUUAAUGGUGUGCGUGGUGAUCUAUCCAAGAUUGACUGUGAUUUGGAUGAAUUAAAAGGGUUGGUUUAUGGUCUGGAUGGCAAGUUACUAUCCUUGGAAGGCAAGCAGAACCUUACAAAUGCUGGUGUCAUGUACCUGUGCGAUUUUAUCAGUGGGAAAAGGGUGAAGAUGCCUGAAACACUGCAGGAACAACUUAAAACCGUGGGCAACUCUAUUCCUAGUCUAAUGGGCCUUAAAGAGCUUGCUGACUCCUCACCGCAAGCAAUGAACAGCAUAUUUAUUACAGAAAUUGUGCAAGAUGGUACUGAUAAGUUGUUAGAGCCACCUAGGCCCCUAUUGAGGACGGCCUCUAUCAGGUGCUGAAUGACGGUCACUUGGAUUGCUUUUGGGUUAUAUUAUACAGAGUUGACCAUAGCUGGUUUUCACCAGUAUACUUAAUGAAUGUAUUCAAAUCUCAAGAUUUGUACAUGCUGAGAUAAGUACAUGCUACUAAGGGGUGGUUUGGUAGGAGGUAUUAGAAAAAAUAAUGCAAGCAUUAGCUUUAUGCAUUACUAAUACCUUGUUUGGUACAUUUUUUCAACCUGUGUAUAACUAAUACAGUAUUAGUUAUACAUCAUACUUGGUAUUAUCCUAUGUAUAAGUAAUGCAUAGAAAACCAUGGCAUUAGUAAUACCAAGGCUACUAAUGCAUGUAUUAGGUUGGUUAAAGAUAAGAUUAUUCUUAAAGUCCCUUAAAGCUUGAGAAUAUGAAGGGCAUUUUUGUAAACAA